Messenger RNA from Dichomitus squalens LYAD-421 SS1, 2409 nucleotides. RefSeq names its product ClpX ATPase regulatory subunit. Gene Ontology annotation, biological process: proteolysis; protein folding; protein catabolic process. The record is from RefSeq and is a predicted model, not a curated record. Bases 55 to 1389 code for a protein of 444 amino acids. Gene Ontology annotation, molecular function: ATP hydrolysis activity; ATP-dependent protein folding chaperone; ATP binding. Lineage: Eukaryota; Fungi; Basidiomycota; Agaricomycetes; Polyporales; Polyporaceae. The transcript is spliced from 21 exons. Gene Ontology annotation, cellular component: mitochondrial matrix.
CAAUCACUUCGUACGCAAGCUCGAUACGCUCCUGCAGAUGACAGUCCGAGCGAAAUGUACCGACAAUCGGGCUUAGCUACUCCAAGAGAGCUAGUGAACUAUCUGAACCAGUAUGUGGUUGGCCAGGAGAAUGCGAAGAAGGUCCUUUCCGUGGCUGUCUUCAAUCAUUAUAACCGUGUGCAUGCUAACAUGAAGGCCAUGUACUAUGAUGAGCCACCGCAUAUGGCUAUGCCAAACUACCUAAACAGCCAAACGCGAACAUCUCCUAAUCGUAGUCCAGAAACAACUAGUUUCAGCGCCCCUAUGCUGCCUCUCUUUGAGAAGAGCAACGUGCUUGUGAUCGGUCCGACCGGUUCUGGGAAGACGCUGCUGGCGAAAACCCUUGCACAUGUACUGGACGUACCAUUCUCCGUUAGCGAUGCAACUACUUUCACCCAGGCAGGAUACGUAGGAGACGAUGUCGAAGUGUGUGUACAGCGCUUGCUACAAGCGGCAAACUGGGACCCUUACAAAGCGAACAUUGGUAUCAUCUAUAUCGACGAAGUAGAUAAGAUCGCUCGCAAGUCAACUGGUCCGGAAUCAACUCGGGACGUAGGCGGCGAGGGCGUCCAGCAAGCCCUUCUUCGCAUGAUGGAAGGCUCGAUCGUGAAUGUUCCCGCGAAAGGCCCCUCGAUGCCGCCACCUUCAGGCAGCACACGAUCAAGUCGCGGCCAAGCGAUGCCUGCGCCCGUUCAAUGGCCGGAGUCGUAUGCUGUCGAUACCUCAAACGUCCUCUUUAUCAUGAGCGGUGCAUUUGUCGGCCUCGAGAAUAUCAUCAAACGACGGAUAGCCAAAGGGUCGAUAGGGUUUACUGCUAAUCUCUCGUCGCCUGAAGAGUCUUCCCCUGCAAGUUUGCCGUUCUUCACCCCCAAUAGCAACACCAAUGGUAACAUUUUGGGCAAAGUCGAGCCAGCCGAUCUUGUCAAAUAUGGAUUCAUUCCCGAAUUCAUAUCAAGGAUGCCCUCUAUCACGACGCUCUCGCCAUUAACUCCGUCUGAUCUGCGCCGCGUGCUGACCGAAGUCAAAGGCUCGCUCAUCUCGCAAUAUACCGCCUUGUUUGGCUAUUCAGGUAUUGAAAUUCGGUUUACCCGCGCCGCUAUCGACCAGAUUUGCAAGAUGGCGGCGGCGAGAGGUGGCGGUGCACGAGGCCUGAGGGGCAUCAUGGAGUCCCUGCUUCUAGACCCUAUGUAUGAAGCUCCCGGUUCGUGGAUCAGUCAUGUUCUCAUCAACGAGGCGACUGUCCUUGGACAAAGCCCACCUAUGUACUGGGGAGCGGGGCAGACAGAAGCUUUGACGUUCCACGAUGCUUGGUUGGCGGAAGAAGAGAGAUACAAUGAGAAUCCUCCAUGACUCUGAUAGUUGCAACACCGGACAAUCGACAGUGUGGACCGUCGAUAGCUACUCAGUCUUGUUGUAGUAGGUACUGUAAACCAUGAUGUAUUGUAUGGGGCGGAAAGAAUGGGAUGGAGAAGCACGCUACACAUGUAGGAUCAUUAUGCGAAAGUGGGGACACAUGAGCAGAUACACCAUACUGGAUACACGCCCCGACAGCACUUCUACCAAAGGAUACACAUGAUUCUCUUCUCUCGUCGAAACUGGUGAUAGGUGAAUGGAUGCCACAGAUGAAUGCCGAUACCGUCAAGGGUAGGUGGGGAUAUAUUGACAGGGGGAUGCAUUUACUCGUCCUUCUUCUCUUCAGCCUCCUCUUUCUUCUCCUCGGCGACGGCCUCAUUCUCUUCCUCCUCCUUCUUCUCCUCCUCAGCAGCAGCAGGUGUCUCCUCGGUCUUCUUCUCUUCUGAGGCACCACCGGUGAGCUCCACGUUGUGCUUUUGCGCCUUCUCGAACUCCUCCUUGAAUUGCGCUGCGUUCUCAGCAUUCGCGAAACGGAUAGCGAGAGUCUCAGAAGUGGGGGGUUCCUCAGAGUAGUCAGCAGCUACUUUCCAGACCCAACUCCGGUCCGAACCAAUGUUAGGCUGGAGGCGCAUGUCGGAGGAGAUGAGGUGGUUCGCGCAGACCUUGAGGGUCUUAUCGCGUCUCAUCACGAGACGAAUUUUCUUCGUCUCCUUGUGUUGAAGCAGACGGACGUCGCCCGUACCACGCUCCUUCCACUCUGAGGCCUCAGUCGCGAACCGGAAGAGCUUCGCCCGCAUUUUGAAGAGAACCUCUUCAUCCUCCUCGUGGGUCUUGGUCUCGACCUGCUCGGUGAGCUUGAUCACGGGCUCAAAAUGAGGGUCGUGCUCCUCGUCCCGGGGCGCGAGGGCGUCGGUAGGCUCGGACAUGGUAUCGUUGAUAUUGGUCGUGAAAGAGAGAGCGAGUGAUGAAGAUGAGAGAGCGAUCUGAAAAAGUGCAGUAGAGAGGAAGGGCCUCGAG